This is a messenger RNA of Pleurotus ostreatus (oyster mushroom), 1005 nucleotides long. RefSeq lists its product as uncharacterized. Gene Ontology annotation, molecular function: L-malate dehydrogenase (NAD+) activity. Gene Ontology annotation, cellular component: cytoplasm. NCBI's taxonomy places the organism in Eukaryota, Fungi, Basidiomycota, Agaricomycetes, Agaricales, Pleurotaceae. Gene Ontology annotation, biological process: tricarboxylic acid cycle; malate metabolic process. Bases 1 to 1005 code for a protein of 334 amino acids. The transcript has 9 exons. The record is from RefSeq and is a predicted model, not a curated record.
AUGGUUAAGGCUGUUGUUCUCGGUGCUGCAGGUGGUAUUGGCCAGCCUCUGUCGCUGCUCUUGAAAGCCAACCCACUCAUCACAGAGUUGGGUCUCUUCGAUAUCGUGAACACGCCUGGUGUCGCAGCCGAUCUGUCUCAUAUCUCCACACCAGCCAAGGUCGUGGGCUACUUGCCACCAGACGAUGGCUUGAAGAAAGUCCUGACUAACGCCGAUGUCGUCGUAAUUCCCGCUGGAGUCCCCCGGAAGCCAGGCAUGACAAGAGAUGACCUGUUCAAAAUCAACGCUGGUAUCGUCCGGGAUCUGGCUACCGGGAUCGCCACUGCGGCACCUAAGGCUUUCAUCCUCGUUAUCUCCAAUCCCGUCAAUUCUACCGUCCCCAUCGUCGCGGAAGUCCUCAAGAAGCACGGCGUUUUCGACCCGAAGAGACUUUUCGGUGUCACGACUCUGGAUGUUGUCCGCGCCUCGACGUUCGUUGCCGAAAUCCUCGGCGACCUCAGCCUUUCGAAAUCAGUCGCUGUCCCCGUUGUCGGCGGCCACAGCGGUGUAACCAUCGUCCCCCUCCUUUCCCAAUCGUCCCACCCUCUCCCUGCGAACCUCACCACCGAUCAGUACGAAGCCCUCGUCAAGCGCAUCCAAUUCGGUGGUGAUGAGGUAGUCAAGGCGAAGGACGGCGCCGGUUCCGCCACCUUGUCAAUGGCGUACGCUGGCGCUGAAUUCGCGGCGAAACUCAUUCGUGCUAUCGGUGGCGAGAAAGGCGUCUCGGCACCCACGUUCGUCAACCUCUCCGCAGACCCAUCUGGUGGUGAGGCCUUGAAGAAGGAGCUUGGCCAGGACCUGGACUAUUUCUCAACCGUCGUUGAGCUCGGACCUGAGGGCGUCGCCAAGAUCAACACCUUGGGGAGCCUCACAGAUGCCGAGACAGCACUUGUCAAGGCUGCCAUCCCCGAACUCGCUACCAACAUUCAAACGGGUGUUUCUUUCAUCGCCUCGCCCAAGCUCUAA